AUGACGUAAGAGGUCAGCGACCAAUCGCUACGCAGAGCGCCAAGUUUCUCUCACAGUGUCACAAACAUGGCGGAGAAGGAGACAGAAAUUGGAUUCAAAAAGGAAACAGUGAGCAAACUCUUGUCAGGUUUCUUCAAGGAGGACAAAACCAGACUAAGUGGCGAUGCUGUGCUACUCAUGGCAGAGAUGCUUAAAGUAUUUGUCCAAGAGGCGGCUGUGAGAUCACAGAAACAAGCUGAGGCUGAAGACUGCGAUCAAGUAGAGAUAGAGCACUUUGAAAAGAUCCUCCCUCAGCUGCUGCUGGACUUCUAGCAUGGCAAAGCCACAAGAUGGAGCCAGAGUGUUGCCUGUGUGUUCCUGCUUGAAUCCUCCAACUUCAAUUCUGCUUAUUUUUUCUGUGUAUCUGUAAUUUCACAACCACUCAAAUAGAGAGAUUACAUUAAGAG
Epinephelus fuscoguttatus (brown-marbled grouper) is the source of this 446-nucleotide messenger RNA. It is a transcript of the gene cenpx, whose product is annotated as centromere protein X. Lineage: Eukaryota; Metazoa; Chordata; Actinopteri; Perciformes; Serranidae. The record is from RefSeq and is a predicted model, not a curated record. Gene Ontology annotation, cellular component: FANCM-MHF complex; Fanconi anaemia nuclear complex. Gene Ontology annotation, molecular function: protein heterodimerization activity. Gene Ontology annotation, biological process: kinetochore assembly; DNA repair; resolution of meiotic recombination intermediates.